Molecule: messenger RNA, 1698 nt
Organism: Trichobilharzia regenti
Lineage: Eukaryota; Metazoa; Platyhelminthes; Trematoda; Strigeidida; Schistosomatidae
Source: the annotation of a GenBank genome assembly
CUGAAUCAUAUGAGGUUGGCGCGAAAAGUACAAGGUUGUGCGUUACAAGAUGUCACAAGAAGCUACUAUCAUAGCAGUCGAUAACAGUGAUUACAUGAGGAAUGGGGAUUUCUUCCCAUCUCGUUUACAAGCACAGAAUGAUGCUGUAAGCUUGAUUUGUCAAAGCAAACGCCAACGCAAUCCCGAAAAUACACUUGGUUUGUUGUCUCUUGCCAACACAGAGGUUUUGUGUACAUUGACAAAUGAUGUGAGCAAAAUAUAUAAUCGUCUGCACCUUGUGGAACCAAAAGGAAGUAUUAUUUUCUGCUCAUCCAUCAGGAUUGCACACUUAGCCCUUCGUCAUCGUCAAUUGAGGCAUCAGAAAAUGAGGAUUGUGUGUUUUAUCGGCAGCCCUAUUAUAGAAGACGAAAAAGAAUUGAUUAAACUCGCUAAACGACUCAAGAAAGAGAAAGUCAAUGUGGACAUUAUUAAUUUCGGUGAAAAUGAAGUGAAUGAGAAAAAAUUGUCGGAGUUCAUUGAUACACUGAAUGGGAAAGAUGGCACAGGUUCUCAUCUUGUUUCUAUUGCACCAGGGACAGUUUUGCAUGAUACUUUGGUGACAAGUCCUAUUGUUGCUGGCGAAGAUGGUUCUGGACUUGCUGGUGCAGGUUUAGGACUAGAAUUUGGAUUAGAUGCCGCAGAAGAUCCAGAUCUCUUAUACGCACUCAGAGUAUCUAUGGAAGACCAGCGUAUGAGACAAGAACAUGAGGUUAAUGCAGACGCUGGUAAUGCGCCUACUGCAGCCACUUCUUUACCAGCCGGGUCAGGUACUUCUGAAGAGGUUAUGCUUCAACAGGCUUUGGCUAUGUCAAUGCAAAUGGAUAAUGCAGGAUCGGCAGGAUUACCUAUGGAUAUUGAUUUGGCAGCAAUGUCUGAAGAAGAUCAAAUCGCCUAUGCACUGCGUAUGUCUCUUCAACAAAUGGGAGAAGAAACUGCACAACCAACUGCUACAGAGUCGAAUAAGACUAAUGUGGAAGCCUCGCCGAUUACAACAGCUAUGGCUAUGGAUGUAGAUCAAACACCAACUAAAGCUGUAGAAAAGACAGAAGGAUCUACAGUCUCUGGGGGAUUGCCAACGGAUACUGCUGCCGCCGUUACCACUACGAGCUCAGCAGCAGCACCAUCGACAACAACAACAACAGUUCAUGCACCUGCUGAUUUAGAUGUUAUCUAUGAUGUAGCAUUUAUUGAAUCUGUUCUACAAAGUCUCCCUGGUGUAGAUACACAAAAUGAAGAUGUACGCAAGGCGAUAAGUGCACUGACUAAAUCUCAAUCUCAAGGGGGUGGUGCUGGUGGUGGCGGUAGUUCAUCAUCAAAUGAUCAUGAUGAAGAGAAUAAGAAUAAGAAGAUGAAGACGGCUGAGGAAGAUGAUAAACAGGAUAAAUGAUGAGUAGGCUGGGUUAUUAUUAUUGUGAUUUUGACUGCUGACCAGUGUUUGUGUUUGUGUGCGCCUGUGUGUGUGUGUACAUGAUGACUUAGUCCUGUGAAUUCGCAUCCAAACACAAAAUAUUCCAUUCUAAGAAAAGUUUUUGUCAAUCCAUUCUUCUCUCAUUAUUACUAUUAUUUUCAUUAAAGAAUGAAUGGAUGAAUAAAUACACAUUCUGAGUUGUUUAUUUACCAGUUAUUUUCAACUAUUGGUUUUGUAGGGAUUUUGUUUUU